Molecule: messenger RNA, 873 nt
Organism: Prosopis cineraria
Lineage: Eukaryota; Viridiplantae; Streptophyta; Magnoliopsida; Fabales; Fabaceae
Exons: 2
Coding region: 455-745 (96 amino acids)
Source: RefSeq, a predicted model, not a curated record
AUCUCUCAACUCUCUACCCCAAUCAAUGAUGAAUGAAAAAGAUCUUGAUUGACAGCUAACAACAAAUAAAUAAAUCAUAUUUUGUGGAUCAAGAGAGUGUUUUCUUUUUAAUGCUCAACGGCUAAAAAUAUUCAUCAUUUAUCACAUCAUCUCUCCCCAAUAUUUUUUCGUUGUUCUGGACAUUCACCGAUCUAAAUUCCACUCUUGGUGUGACCGUUUUCCUCUCCGUACCGGAGAGGUCUCCACCGCCAUUUUGCGUGGUUUCUUUUUCAUCUAGGGUUUGAUGGCGGCAAAGGGUUUAAGCGGUUCCUCUAUCCGAUUGCCACUGUGCGAGACAGGGUGGAUGCUUGGCGAAGGAGACGCGGGAGAUCGAGGGGGUGUCGACGGAAUGAGCACUAAAAAGGUGCGGAACUGCUGAUGGGUGACGAUUGGAAGCUGGCUCUAAUUCAAGUGCAUGGAGGAGAUGGUAUCUGACGAGCCUUGCUUGACAAAAUACGAGACCAGAGUGUUCUUUGAUAGCGUCGUCGGAGCUAAUCUCACGUACGGCAGUCUCAUAAGAGUUGUAGGUCUGUCUCAGGAAGAGCUAUUUUUAUGGCUCCCCGUUAAGGAUACAAUCGUCGAUGACCCUAAAUCUGGCUUAAUACUGUUCGACAUUGGAUUAGCUCACAGCAGCUCCUUCUCUCCCUCCCUGUCUCGAAGAUCCGCUUCACUGCAACCCCAAGGAUUGUUUCACACAAAUCAGUGAACUUAAAGGCAAAGCUAACUUCUCUUGGGACCAGCAAUCCGCAGCAGCAAUGUUAAGACUCGCUUGGUGAAGUUAUAUUGCUUGAAGAAAGGGCAGGCUCGAACCCUAGAGAUGCCUCACUUUGACUG